Onychostruthus taczanowskii (white-rumped snowfinch) is the source of this 1375-nucleotide messenger RNA. It is a transcript of the gene FRMD8, whose product is annotated as FERM domain containing 8. Gene Ontology annotation, cellular component: plasma membrane; cytoskeleton. The transcript has 9 exons. Gene Ontology annotation, biological process: negative regulation of canonical Wnt signaling pathway. The record is from RefSeq and is a predicted model, not a curated record. Bases 80 to 1375 code for a protein of 431 amino acids. Lineage: Eukaryota; Metazoa; Chordata; Aves; Passeriformes; Passeridae.
GGGUCCCGGGGGAUGUUCGGGGGUCCCGGGAGAUGUUCGGGGGUCCCGGGGGGUCUCACCCCCGGUGCCCCCAGCCCUGAUGUACCUGCCGGACGGGUCGGCGCUGCCGCUGCCGCUGGAGCCGCCCCCGGGCCCCACGGCCGCGGAGCUGCUGCGCCGCCUGCAGGGGGCGCUGCGCCUCCCGCCCGCCGCCGGAGACGCCCUGGCGCUGUGGCUGGGGUCGGAGCUGCUCGAGGUGCAGCUGAAGCCGCGGCACCGACCCCUGCGCCUGGUCCGGCACUGGCCGGAGCUGCUGCUGCGCUUCAGCCUCGGCUCGCCCGCGGCCAUCGCCCAAGAUGAGCCAUGUCUGCAGCUGCGCAGGAACGUGUUCUUCCCUAAGAGCCGCGAGCUGGAGCUGCAGGAGGAGGAGCUGCUCCGGUUGCUCUAUGAGGAGGCGCGGGAGCAGCUGAGGGGGGGGCGCUACCCCGUGGACCCCCCCGAGGCGGCCGAGCUGGGGGGGCUCAGCUGCCGCCUGCGCCUGGGGCCCUUCGAGCCCGGCCGGCACACAGAGCUCAGCCUGCGGCCGCUGCUGGGGGAGCUGCUGCCGCCGGGUCCUCCAGCCCGCUGGGGGUCGCUGUUCCGGCGCUCGCGCGAGCCGGGCCCCGCCCAGCGGCUGCUCGAGGCGUUCGCGCGUGCGCCGGGCCCCGAGGCUCCCCCUGCCGGAUUGUACCGGGACUUCCUGCGCCGCUGCCACGCCCUGCCCGGCUACGGGUGUGCCUUCUUCCCGGGAGCCAUUGAGCGGCCGUCGGGGGGGCUGCUGGCCCGGGGGGGGCUGCGCCCCGUCAGCGUGGCCGUGGGGCUCGAGGGGGUCACCAUCAUCGACCCCCGCCAGAAGCACGUGCUGCUGUCCCUGACGUACCCCGAGCUGUGCUGGGAGCUGGUGGGGGCCGUGGGGCAGGACGGGGACCCCGCGGGGCAGGACGGGGACCCCACGGAGCCCCCCCAGCUGUGGCUCGAGUUCGAUGGGGACCACGAGGGAGCCCCCGUGAACCGACUGCUGCGCGUGUUCUCCCCGCAGGCGGAGCUGAUGAGCGCCCUCAUCGAGUGCUGCAUCGAGCUGGGCGGGGCGGCCCCGCCCCCCGAGGAGCAGGCCCCGCCCACCGCCGCCGCAGCGGCCACGCCCCCCGAGGCGACCGGCGCGCGUGGCGCCCCCUUGCGGCGGCAGGAGAGCGUGACCCGGCCCCGCCUGCAGCGCCUCGCGACCAUCGACUACGUGCGGGAGGGUGCGACAGGCGACAGCGGGGACUUGGGGACAGCGGGGACAUUGAGGACAUGGGGGACAACCGGGACAUGGGGACAAGGGGGACAUCUGGGACAUGGGGGGCAGCAAACGUAA